Cylicocyclus nassatus is the source of this 1981-nucleotide messenger RNA. The record is from the annotation of a GenBank genome assembly. NCBI's taxonomy places the organism in Eukaryota, Metazoa, Nematoda, Chromadorea, Rhabditida, Strongylidae.
AUGACUCAGCAGCUGUGUUCCGCAGCGCGAAUAUUGCGUCUACCCACAAUUGGAUAUCCACACGAUGGUGAUGUCUCUCCAUCUUCGCUCUGCGCUGAAGAUUACACAGAGGAGAUGGAGAACCUUGACAAGCUGGUGUCUAGGCUUGAGAAGGUCACCACAAAACUAGAAAGUCUGGGGGCUUCAAGACCACAGCUCGCUCCAAAACCUGCACACCUCGGUGGAAAUGGCGGUGGAUCUUCGGACGCUCCUCCUCAUGUGAAAGCCUAUGACACCGCGUUAUCAGAUGUGACUGAGAGAUGGUCUGCUUUAUCGAAACAAAUUGGCGGCGACGUUUUAACCAUGCAUGACAAAGUUACCCAUGUGUUUGACACGCUGAGAAACUUUCUGUGGACCGCUGCAGGUCGAACGGAACCUUCAGCUGAAGAAGUUCACAAACUCGUUGCUCCCAUGGUCAGUCUUCUGUCGGACAUCACUUCUUUCAAGGAUUCAAAGCGUAAUACCCCGCAAUUCAAUCAUCUGUGUGCGGUUGCAGAGGGAAUUCCAGCUGUCGGUUGGGUUCUUGUGAAGAAAACGCCGGCUCCAUAUGUCAAGGAAAUGUUGGAGGCAGCCAUGUUCUAUAUUAACCGCAUUCUCAAAGAGUUCAAAGAUGGCGAUCAGAAACAUGUGGAAUGGGCUCGAACAUGGAAAGAGUUGCUGGAAACAAUGCAGACAUUCGUUCGGCAGUACCAUACAACUGGCCUUACUUGGAACAGCGCUCCGGGUUGCGGAACGCCGCCAUCUGAAAACCGCAGCGCAACUGCUGACCAUGCUCCGACCGGCGGUCCUCCUGCUCCUCCUCCUCCGCCUCCUCCUUCUUUCCUUAUGGAUACGUCAUCGUCAUCUCCUUCCUCCGCCGAUAGCAAAGCAAGCAGGGACGCAUUAUUUGCCGAGCUCAAUAAGGGUGAAGCCAUUACUGCUGGGCUCAAAAAAGUGACGGCUGACAUGCAGACGCAUAAGAAUCCUACUCUGCGUGGACAUGAGCCUCCGGUCGUACAUCAUGGUGCACAUUCUCAGCAGAAGCAGGUUGCUGCUUCUGCACCGAUCCAUCAUCCUCCAGUGAUUGAACUCAAGGAUGGCAAAAAAUGGGACGUGGAGUACGUUGUUGGUAAUCCUAAUGUGGUCGUGAACGCUACGGACAAAAAACAAAGCAUUUAUAUCUAUAAAUGCCAGGACUCCGUGAUUGUAGUGAAAGGUAAGGUAAAUUCCAUCACACUGGAUAGUUGCAAGAAAACCUCCGUUGUGUUUGAUGCGAUUGUAGCUCAAUGUGAAUCUAUCAAUUGUCAGAGCAUUCAGCUCCAGAGCCUUGGGGAGAUGCCUACUCUUUCCAUACAGAAGACCGAUGGAUGUCAAGUAUAUCUUAGCGAAGCCUCGAAGUGUGCAGAGAUAGUCACUAGCAAGUCCAGUGAAAUGAACGUGCUGAUCCCUACUUCAGAUGGUGAUUUCACGGAGUUUCCUGUGCCAGAGCAAUUCAAAACUACAUUUGAUGGGAAGAAACUGGUAACAUGCGUGUCUGACAUUGUCUGAUGAUAAACUCUUCAUCCCGUAAUAUGUGUGACCUUCCUUACUCGUAAUCUUUAUUUAAUACUACCCUUCGUUUAUUUGUCAUAUUACUGCUUGUGCCUUUAGCAGCUUAAACUCAAUUUACAAUUCUUUCGGUUUCAAUCCCAAAAGAGAUCUGAAGUCUGAGGUGUGCGCCUAGCUUUAACAUUAACUCCUGGUUGGACAUCUGGCAAUAGCAUAAGCAUAAGCGAGGUACUUUAUCUACUUGCAUUUGUUGUCAUGAAUCGCGUUCCGUACUAUCCAUGCUUGUAUUUUGUGUUAGAUACAGAUUCGCGCUCAAUUUGCAAUUGUUGUUAUUAUCUAUCGCUAUUGUUUGUAAAUCUCAGCAUUGUCGACAGGUAGCUAAUCCUGUCUUUAGUAAAUGGUUUCUAAUCGGUCU